GCAAAUUUUCUCGCGCUUGGCCCUGAAUAUCCUCAUAUUUAUGUCACACUUGGCUUGCUGGCGCGAGUUUGGUUCCGUGGUCUUAGAUCAGAACUAGCAUUACCGUCCCGCUUAGUAGGGAAUAACAAUUCUUAUUCUGUAGCAUAGGUUUUUAGUAAGGGGAGCAAAGCGAUUGACUUGCGGAAAUGCCGCGCCCUCGGUCCCAGCGCACACCGGCGGCAAAUGAAGUCCUGGAGCAGCCCAGCGAGACAGCCCCAACAGUGCCUUCAGAGCAGCCACAACCACCAGCCAGACGUGUCCUUGAUAAUUCCCAAGAUCAAAUUCUCCGCAGCCUGCCCAGCUCCCUUUCCCGCGAACAAAAGCUCGCGGCGCUCGGCUGGAGAGGAGGAUGCUUUUGCUGCCCCGCAAACAUAAGCUUUGGACAGUGUAUAGCGGGCUUCUGGCAGGCCGCUCGCAGCCCAGCCAAAUCAACAGACUCGCUUGUCCAUUGGGGAUUGAACGCUUCCAAGUUCCUGUUUGAGGCUGGGCCCAACGCCGCACCAGGAUUCGAGUUGCUGCUUCGCGCGGGCUUCCUAAGCCUCGCGCCUCAGCUGCUGACGCUGACGGGUGAAGUGCCUCAGACCAUCAUGCUCACACCCCAGCUCUCCUUCACGCAAGUCUUCGCCACAGGCGGCAAGCAAAUCCCCCUCGCCACCUCCCCUCAGCUCGUCACCCUCAGCCUCCUCGCCCAGCUCUCAGCCGCACCCGCCGCCCUGGCCGCCCUCGCAGCCUCACCCGACAUCAUCCCCAGCCUGCUCCGCGCCCUUUCAGCUUCCUCCGACGACCGCUUCCGCUCCCUCGCCUUCCAAACCCUAGCGGAAUGCCUGAACUUUUACCCAGAGGAGGAAGCGCAGGAGGAAGGGGCAGCUGCUGCGGUGUCCACUGCCGCCGCCUUGGCUGCACGCCUGCGUAGCUCCCUCAUUCAGCGGCUGUUAGACUCCGGCGUGGCGGGUGUCACAGCAGCUGCCCUCGAACGCAGCACCAGUGCAACCGUGGCGCGGGACGCAUGCGCCUUUCUGCUGGGGAUGCUGCUAGGCAGUAGCGGCAGCAGCGGUAACAGUAGCAGUAGCAGCACAGCCGCGCGGACCGCAGGCAGCAAUGCCGCCCGGCAGCAGCAGCAGCAGCACGGUGGGAGAGCCGGCGGUGAC
Molecule: messenger RNA, 1187 nt
Organism: Astrephomene gubernaculifera
Lineage: Eukaryota; Viridiplantae; Chlorophyta; Chlorophyceae; Chlamydomonadales; Astrephomenaceae
Source: the annotation of a GenBank genome assembly